Molecule: messenger RNA, 2741 nt
Organism: Linum trigynum
Lineage: Eukaryota; Viridiplantae; Streptophyta; Magnoliopsida; Malpighiales; Linaceae
Source: the annotation of a GenBank genome assembly
CUUCAAUUUUGAAUCCCAACCCAAAAUCCCAAAUUGUAAACCUAAACCCUAACCCUAAAUCGUAAAUCCUUUGAAUUUAAGUAAAUUCUGAAUGAUUUUUUUUCCAAAUUCAUGUGCUUCUUGUUCAUAAUAUCAUAAGCAACAAUUGAUACCGUUUUGACAUGAAUCGCAUGCUCAGAAUGACAAUAACGAGGCGGGUGCACCCAAAAAAGUUCGAUACCUUAAGACUAGUUUUUGAGUUGGAUGCAUUGAACGCACUCAUUUUUGUGGGUGCACCGAAGUAGUCACCAUAUAUAUAUAUAUUUGAAAUGUUAGUGUCCAUAUAUAUUUUAUUUUUUUAGAAUCUAUAUAUUUUAGAAUCCAUUACAAGAGUGAGAAAUUCUCGUUUUUUUUUUUUUUUUUGACUAAACGAGGGAGUUGACCUUCACGCGACACGUGUGCAAAGCAAGAAAAUCAUUCAUGAGGGGGUGGUGUGCACAUUGCGACACAUACACAUCAUCAUAUCCCAUCAUUACCUCCCUCACUGCUCCCAAACACACAUUGAUAUACUAUACAUACAGACAAACCAAACUAAUAACAAACUACCAGACUCGAUAUUAAAAUAAUAAAUAAAAAUUAGUCGCAAACACUCCCUUCCCCUCCCAAGCCAAGAGAAGAGCCCAAUCCAAUCCUUGAAGAACAAAUAAACAUCUUUCUCCCACCCUUUUUCCGCUGCUUCCUCUUUCUCAGAUUAGAUCCCAUUCUUUCUCCAACAAAAUCCAAAUUUCCCUCUCUGUUUCUUCGCUGCAACAUUCGAUCACUUUCCAAGUCAUUCCAUAAGCGAUUUUGUUUGUUUUUGCCGUCUCUUCCUGCAUCUGGUUCUGUCAAAAUUAUUUCGGGGGCCAAUGGAGAAGAAGGUGGUGGUGACGGUGGUCUGCGUGGCGGCGGUGGCCGGCGCGGUGGCUGCCGGUGUGGUUCUGCGGAAGAAGAUGAACAAGGACGGAAAGUGGGGGCGGGCGAUGGAGAUUGUCAAGGAGCUGGAGGAGAAAUGCGGGACGCCAACUGCCAAGCUCAAGCAGGUCGCCGAUGCCAUGGUCGUCGAGAUGCAUGCUGGUCUUGCAUCUCAAGGUGGCAGCAAGCUCAAGAUGCUUAUCAGCUACGUUGACAAUUUGCCCACCGGUCAUGAGUCUGGGCUGUACUAUGCUUUGGAUCUUGGUGGAACGAAUUUCCGAGUGCUACGGGUGCAUUUAGGAGGCCUAAACGGUGGAAUUGUUAAUCAAGAGUUUGCCGAGGUGCCAAUCCCUCCUGAAUUGAUGACUGGGGCGGCAGAUGCGCUCUUCGACUAUAUCGCGGCAGAGCUCGCGAAAUUUGUUGCUCAAGAAGGUCAAGAGCACGAGCUUCCACCGGGGAGGAAGAGAGAGUUGGGGUUCACCUUCUCAUUCCCUGUCAACCAAACUUCCAUUGCUUCUGGGACUCUGGUUCGGUGGACAAAGGGAUUUUCCAUUGAUGAAUUGGUUGGUCAAGAUGUUGUGACAGAGUUAAGCAGAGCCAUGAAGAGGCAGAACCUGGAAAUGCAUGUCUCUGCUCUGGUGAAUGAUACAGUUGGAACUCUAGCUGGAGGCAGAUACACCAACAAGGAUGUUGCUGCUGCUGUUAUCUUGGGCACAGGAACAAAUGCUGCUUACGUGGAGCGGGCACAAGCUAUACCAAAAUGGCAUGGUGCUCUACCUAAAUCAGGCGAAAUGGUUAUCAAUAUGGAAUGGGGCAAUUUUAAGUCAUCUCAUCUUCCUUUAACCGAGUUUGAUAAUUCACUGGAUGGUGACAGCUUGAACCCUGGUGAACAGAUUUUUGAGAAGUUAAUUUCCGGUAUGUACUUGGGGGAAAUCGUACGCCGUGCGCUCUUAAAGAUGGCUGAAGAAGCUUCCUUUUUCGGUGAAACUGUGCCAUCUAAACUCAAAGUUCCCUUUAUACUGAGAACGCCUGACAUGUCAGCAAUGCACCAUGACACAUCCUCGGAUCUUAAAGUAGUAGCUAGUAAAUUGAAAGACAUUCUAGAGAUAACGAGCACGUCGCUGAAAACAAGGAAGGUGAUUGUUGAAGUGUGCAACAUCAUCGCCACACGUGGUUCCCGGCUCGCUGCUGCUGGGGUCGUAGCUAUCCUGAGGAAGAUGGGGAAGGACGUAGCCAAAGAAGGCGAAGUGCAGCAGAAGACUGUGAUUGCCAUGGAUGGUGGAUUGUACGAGCACUACAACGAGUACAGCAAGUGCUUGGAGAACACCCUCACAGAGUUGCUUGGGGAGGAAGUUUCCAAAACCGUAGAGGUUAUUCAUGCCAACGAUGGUUCAGGGAUUGGUGCUGCCCUUCUCGCUGCCUCACAUUCUCAGUACCUUUGACCGCCGGCAUAACUAAUCGCCGUCGCCUCCUUACUUCCUCUCCUCCUUCACUGCAGAUGCCUUCCACUAAUUCGACCCGUUGGAAUCUGUGGAAGAAUCAUUUUUUUUUCUUUUCUUUUACCUUUUACUUGGUUGGUUUUAGCCUUAGGAGAUUGGUUAUACUGUGAAUAUUUUUUUACAGCAAAGCCUUGGGGGUAGCUGAGGAGCGCUCAAUUCUUCCGCUUUUCAGGCGGCUACUGCUGCUGCAUUAUUACCCUCUGGUAAUAAUUCCUGCUUUGAUUCGAAUUCGCCAAUUUGCUUUUGGCGAAAAUAAGAAAGAGAGAACACAGAGGCUUAAUUAAGUUUGAAUAAUAAUAUUUAAUUUUGCCA